Dermacentor silvarum is the source of this 2916-nucleotide messenger RNA. RefSeq lists its product as uncharacterized. Lineage: Eukaryota; Metazoa; Arthropoda; Arachnida; Ixodida; Ixodidae. The coding region runs from base 565 to 2193 and encodes 542 amino acids. The transcript is spliced from 10 exons. Gene Ontology annotation, molecular function: CoA-ligase activity. The record is from RefSeq and is a predicted model, not a curated record.
GAGCCUGUCCGUCUGCCUUCUUUAUUGAAAUUGCCUCGGUUGGCACCGAGCACACGUCCGCACACAAGACGUUGGUUACUCAAUCUCACACUCGCGACGCCCGUGUCUUGCUCCUUUACCUUUUACUUCACUUCAUGCGCCGGCACCGGAAGUAAUGGAGAGCCGUGGCCGUCAUAUCCAGUGACGUAACAGAAGGUAUCAUUGCGGGAACGAAAAGACGAACAAUGCUCAUGAUGAGGAGCGAGAACAGUCGAAGAAGCAGAUGCCACUCGAUCUUUUGUUACUAUAGCAACCUUCAUUGUCUGCUGGCUUCGUAUGUUUGUUACUAACAUACGGCGAGGAAAUUAGCAAUGGAAAGGUCGAGAAAUAGUGAGGACCUCUUGGAGGCAGUCCCAGCGCCUGAGCUUUUGCUAUAUAGGGGCUAGGUAAAAAGAAAUCAAGCCGUCUUUCUCCAUCAGUAGCCACAAGGACGAGACAAGAGGGAUGUCAUCCUAGUGACCACCGUGGACGAGCGGCUUCUUUUCCUGCUGACUCGAAUAAGCGGGCACCGCUGAAUUUAGAAAGAUGGCAUCGCCACUCAGGAGCAUCAUUGAUCCGAAGGAGCACCUCUUCGACUUGCGGAGGAACUUUGGGGAGUACAUGCUGCAACACCUGCGCCGUCACGCGAGUUCGAAAUGGAUCAAUGGCACAGGCGACGAAGCGGUGACCUACGGUGAAGUAGCUGAGCAGGUGGAGGCUGUGCGGGCGGCGCUCUGGCGACUAGGUAUACAGGCGGGGGACAGAAUCCUGCUUCUCAGCGGCAGACGAUUACAGAUGUUGCCCGCGUUUCUGGGUGCAGCUAGCGCCAACGUGGCGUCUAUGUACAUGAACCCAGGAUACGGAGUCGAUAUCCUUGCCGAUGCAAUGCGGCCCCUGUCCUUGGUCGCCCUCUUCUGUGAACCAUGCUGGGUUCAGGAAGCUUUCAAGCUACAGCGCGAGCUCCCAUCUGUUAAGACUAUCAUAGUGCUGGAUGAACUGGUAGACAAACCGGACGGUGCGUCGAGCUGUGUAAUCACGUGGAGCGAGCUACUGAAGAAGGGACGGAUACUGAACGGAACACCGUGUCCCUCGAUCGAGUACCGGGAAGAACAAAUCUGCUACAUGACGUCGACAAGCGGCACGACCGGCAAGGCUAAGGUGGUCGUGCACUAUCACGAAUCUCUCUUGGCCACCGUCCAGGCAAACAGCCACCCUGCUCACAUGAACCUGAGCACAGAUGACGUGGCGCUGUGCACAACUUCCCUGGGCCACGUGUACGCGCUAUUCGAUGUCGUCUGCAAGGCCAUCGUCCAGGGAGCCUCGGCUGCCUUUGUUGAGAGCGCCGACGAUGUGCUCGAGGCGCUCCACGCACACAAGGUCACAGCCUUGAGCACAACGCCCUACACGGCACGAUGCAUACUGGAAAAUGACAAGCGCAAGAAUUACGACCUCAGCUCCCUCAAGUACGUCACGUCUGCGACCUCAUGCAUUAACGAGGAAGUGGCCAAGGCGUUAUUCCAGGAGCUAAGUAUCAAGUCGUUCAUACAGUUGUACGGUCAGUCGGAGAUCCCGUUCGUCACAGCGGGCCUUUACAAUGCACCAUGCCGUUUCAAGUCCAUAGGCCGCUUGGGCAUGGGAGUCGAAGCAAUGGUGAGGGACGUCGAGACAGGAAAGCCCAUCGGCCCAUGGGAACAAGGCGAGCUCGUGGUUCGAAGUCCCGGCCUGAUGCGCGGGUAUUGGGGAAUGCUGCAUGAGUCCGUCACCGACAGCGAAGGCUGGUACAGAACAGGCGACCUAUGCUACUACGAUGAUGAAGGUUGGCUGUAUCUGGUGCAACGACUGAGCGACUUCUUUUGCUGCCGCGGGACGAAGGUCUCACCAGUUUUAGUCGAGACUGUGCUGCAGAAGUGUCUGGAAGUCGAUGACUGCGCCGUCGUGGGACUUCCGCACUAUGAAGCCGGCCACGUGGCUCACGCUGUAAUUGUGCGAAAUCCCGAAGCCAGGACAUUGGGCGUCGAAUACUUCACACGAUUUGUGGAAGCUAACGCACCGAAGAGCUUCAACUUGGAAGGUGGCGUGACGUUCGUCGACAAGAUUCCACGGAACGAGCUGGGAAAACUCGUCAGGCGUGAGCUCAUCCAGUGGGUUCUCAAGCAACAAGAGCGAGCAGCCUGAAACUGACAGUGGAGCUGGAUCAAAAGCACCAAUCGUGCCGCACCAAAGUUGUAAAACAGAGCGCUUCACGCUAAAAGCAUGACAGCGAUGUUUCAAAAGCAGGCGUAAAAGUUAUGGACCCCCCCCCCCCCCCCCCCCCCCCCCACACACACACUAUUGCAAAUAUAACAGUACGAAAUCUUCGAUUCUCGUGGCGGCACAAACAAUUGGCGUAACAGGAUCCUCGACCAAUUGGUGAACUUAAUCGGCAACGCGGCGAAAAAAUAACUUGGGACUGCAGGAUUGUUUUCGUCAUCUAAUUUUCGCCUUUUCGGAAAUCUAGUGCCCGUUAUUCACAAAAUUUAUUUUGUAAGAGCAUUUCUUAAUCGGCUGGCGGUCAGGCUUCCGCCACCCAUCAUAUCAAUACGCGUGAUAACGCGAAGAUUGCCACGGAGAAAGUCACAAAACAAAAGUUUUGUGGUCUUUUAAAUCGUUCAGUCUAGAAUCUGGUCCUCACGUAUACGCUAUCUGUAUGCGGCCGAGGAGGAGCCGGUUGGUUGACUGGCUAGACUUAUUGAAUGCGUGUAUGCGUCUCUGAGCUAUGAGUGUAUGUUUAGAGAGAUGACUUAAGUUGCUGUGCUUUGUAUGCCCUAGAUCUGUGAUUUUCAUGUAAUGAAGGAAAGAACACCGUUACGGCGCCACAUGGUGUUAAUUGAAAAAGAUUGAAACACUGUUUGAACGACA